Vicia villosa (hairy vetch) is the source of this 1276-nucleotide messenger RNA. Its product is annotated as serine/arginine-rich SC35-like splicing factor SCL30. Lineage: Eukaryota; Viridiplantae; Streptophyta; Magnoliopsida; Fabales; Fabaceae. The transcript has 8 exons. Bases 170 to 1033 code for a protein of 287 amino acids. Gene Ontology annotation, molecular function: RNA binding. The record is from RefSeq and is a predicted model, not a curated record.
UAUUUAUUCAGGUAUUCAUUAAACGGUGCGUUUGGGUUGGGCUCUGGAAAACUAUUCUAGGGUUUAAAUUAGGUUGAUCUCACUCCGACGAAGAAACAACCACUUUCAAUUCUACCAACUCUUCGGAUUUUUUUCUCUCUAUUCAUUCAAUCAAGGGUUUGGUUAAAAAAUGCGGAGGAACAGUCCAGGUUACUACAGUCCUCCCCGUAGAGGAUACGGCGGAAGGGGGCCUAGUAGAAGCGGUUACGGUGGUGGUGGUGGUGGCGGCGGAGGAGGUGGUAGAGGUAGGCGCAGAGAGAGUAACAAUGGAAGUCUUUUGGUGAGGAACAUUCCUUUGGAUUGUAGAGCUGAGGAACUUCGAGCUCCUUUUGAACGAUUUGGACCGGUUCGUGAUGUCUAUAUACCAAAGGAUUAUUACUCUGGUGAACCUCGAGGCUUUGCAUUCGUUCAGUUUGUGGAUUCAUAUGAGGCCUCUGAGGCGCAGUACCAUAUGGACAGACAAAUUUUUGCUGGAAGAGAAAUAUCUGUAGUUGUGGCUGCAGAAACAAGGAAAAGGCCAGAGGAGAUGAGGCAUAGGACUGGUAGGCCCAGAGGACCAGGGAGCUAUGGGGGGCAAAGGUCUUCCUACCAUGGGCGUUCUCGAUCUCGCUCAAUUUCCAGAUCAAGAUCACCUCCAUAUCACUCUGGGUCUAGAAGCCGCUAUCGAUCAAGGUCCAGGUCCUUCUCUCCUCCCCCAAGAAGGCAAGGUGAUUAUUCUGUUUCCCCUAGAAGGCAUGUAGAACGCCCUAGAUCACCUAGAAGCCCUCCAAGAAGUCCUCCUGUGGAACGAGAUGGGGAUCAUAAACGCAGGUCGUAUUCUCCCGCUUUUGACAAUGGUGCUGAUCAGGAUCAAAGCAAUGGAUAUACAGAGAAAUCUAUGUACAAAUCUGAGGCUGAUCGAGGUCAGUGGAAGUCAUCCGGACAAAGAACAUCUAGAUCACCCCCUGGAUCUAGGUCAAGAUCUGCUGAAUUGUCACCUAGACGAGGAAGAUGAGGUUGCACUUGAGAUUUGUUGGCAAUGUGCUACUGGGAUUAUGUACAUUUCCUUCAAUUUACCUGAAUAUUUAUAAAAACCUGUAGACUGCUUAAAAGUUUGAGUAUUAUGAUGGAUGAAUGUAUAAUCUUUAAGCUUAUUUACUGGCGUGAACGUGAGGCUUUUUGGACCUGUGAACUUUUAUGCGGUAAAACUUUAACCAGAAUGAUGGGCUAUUUUAAGGAUCUGUGUUUUUAUUUUUCA